This is a messenger RNA of Gopherus evgoodei (Goodes thornscrub tortoise), 10277 nucleotides long. RefSeq names its product tenascin XB (gene TNXB). The coding region runs from base 105 to 9797 and encodes 3230 amino acids. Gene Ontology annotation, molecular function: protein binding. The record is from RefSeq and is a predicted model, not a curated record. Lineage: Eukaryota; Metazoa; Chordata; Testudines; Testudinidae. The transcript is spliced from 38 exons.
CCCCAGUGGCCCGUCUCCGGCCGCCUGGCCCUGCGGGGAAGCCAGGCCCCCGGCCCACCCCGGCCAACGCCUCCUCGCUCCCCAGCCAGCUCUUCUUUCGGACCAUGGCGCAGAACCUGACGGCCAAACUGGCCCGGUACAACGGGACCCUGCUGCAGCGCCUGGAGAGUUACCUCCACGCCACACGCUACCCGCUCCGCGGCAACCAAACCAUCGCCAGCGUGGCCAGGACCAUCUACCUCUACCUGGUGCACAGGAAGUCCCUGGAGGAACAGGAGAUGGUCUACGUGGGGCUGGGCCAGCAUUCAAAGGAGCUCGGGGUCAUGGCACCCACCCUGGGGCACCCUGCGGAGGAGCCCACAGGGCCUCCCGGCCGCCUCCAGUUAGCCGGGAAGGAGGGCGGCAUCUUCUCGGAGGGCUCCCCUGGCUGGGCCACGGGGCCCAGGGGCCACGCCAAGCCGGCGGUGGUGGCCCGCUCCCCCGGCGCCAUUGUGGUCUCGCUGGAGGGCAUGCGUGGCCACGCAGAGCGCAUGGUGGUCCGCUACUGGCGGGCGGGCGACGGCGGAGGAGCGGGGGAGCUGGCGGUUCCCGGCGACGCCGCGGCGGUUCGCCUGCACGGCCUGGCGCCUGGCACCACCUACCAGGUGGAGAUCCAUGGCCUGGUCCAGGGGCGGCUCUCCAAGUCCUAUUCCUUUGUCGCCUCCACAGCUCCAGAGGCAUCUGGCACCGAGCCCCCCCCCACGCCCAGCCUCUCCCGCCCUGGGCCACCCCCAGGGGACCUGGCCGUGACAGACGUCUCCCCCGACCGGUUCCGCGUCACCUGGACGGCCACGACUGGCACCUUCCAGCACUUCCUGCUGCAGUACCAGAAGCCCGGCUCCCGGGUGCCCCCCGGGCAGACCCAGGUGCCUGGGGGGAAGAGGAGUGUGAUCCUCACCCAGCUGAGCCCCGGCACCGAAUACGAGGUGGAGCUGCGGGGGGUGGCACCUGACGGGACCAUCUCAGAGCCCAUCACCACCAGCGUGUCGACAGCACCCCUUGGUGGGGGCCCCAGGCCAAGCGACCUGGGGGCCCUGGGGGUCAGGAACGUGACCAGCGAUGGGUUUGGGCUCCAGUGGAGGGCGCCGAAGGGCCUGUUCCAGUCCUUCCUGCUGCGCUACGAAGAUGCAGCCGGGCGCAUGGGGCCCCGGGAGGCCGAGGUGCCGCAGGACCAGCGGGCUACCCGUGUUGGGGGGCUGCGGCCUGGCACCGAGUACAACGUCACGCUGUACGGGGUGUACCGCGGCCAGCUCUCACCCCCACUCAGAGCCAGAGUCCGGACAGCACCAGCAGAACCCAGCACCCAGCCCAGCCUGGGGGAGCUCUCGGCCUCCAAUGUCACCCACGACUCCGCCCUGCUCUCCUGGACCGUCCGGGCCGGGGACUUCGACUCCUUCCUCCUGCAGUACAAGGACGCGGAGGGCAAACCCCAGGCCCUGCCCGUGGAUGGGGGAUCCCGCACGGUCACCGUCACCAGCCUGGCCCCCUCCCGCAGAUACAAGUUCAACCUGUACGGCAUCUCUGGCCGCAAGCGCCUCGGCCCCGUCUCCACCGACACCGUCACAGCCAAGGAGCCGCGGGAGCCGGAACUCACCCCCCAGCCCAGCCUGGGGGAGCUCUCAGCCUCCGAUGUCACCCACGACUCCACCCUGCUCUCCUGGACCAUCCAGGCCGGGGACUUCGACUCCUUCCUCCUGCAGUACAAGGACGCAGAGGGCAAACCCCAGGCGCUGCCCAUGGACAGGGGAUCCCGCACGGUCACCAUCACCAACCUGGCCCCCUCCCGCAGAUACAAGUUCAACCUCUACGGCAUCUCCGGCCGCAAGCGCCUCGGCCCCAUCUCCACCGACACUGUCACAGCCGCAGCGCCGCCGAAGGAGGUACCCACCACCCAGCCCAGCCUGGGGGAGCUCUCGGCCUCCGACGUAACCCACGACUCCAUCCUGCUCUCCUGGACCGUCCAGGCUGGGGACUUCGACUCCUUCCUCCUCCAGUACAAGGACGCGGAGGGAAAACCCCAGGCGCUGCCCAUGGAUCGGGGAUCCCGCACAGUGACCGUAACCAAUCUGGCACCAUCCCGCCGAUACAAGUUCAACCUCUACGGCAUCUCCGGCCGCAAGCGCCUCGGUCCCAUCUCCACCGAUGCCAUUACAGUUGCAGUGCGGCGGGAGGAAGAAACCACCGCCAAGCCCAGCCUGGGGGAGCUCUCGGCCUCCGACGUAACCCAUGACUCCAUCCGGCUCUCCUGGACCGUCCAGGCCGGGGACUUCGACUCCUUCCUCCUCCAGUACAAGGAUGCGGAGGGCAAACCGCAGGCGCUGCCCGUAGACGGAGAAUCCCGCACGGUCACUGUCACCAACCUGGCCCCCUCCCACAGAUACAACUUCAAAUUCUAUGGUGUCUCCGGCCACAAGCGCCUUGGGCCUAUCUCCACUAAUGCAGUCACAGCCACGGCACCGACAGAGGCGGUACCCACGGCCCAGCCCAGCCUGGGAGAGCUCUCGGCCUCCGACGUCACCCACGACUCCAUCCUGCUCUCCUGGACCAUCCAGGCUGGGGACUUUGACUCCUUCCUCCUGCAGUAUAAGGACGCAGAAGGCAAACCCCAGGCGCUGCCCGUGGACGGGGGAUCCCGCACAGUCACCGUAACCAAUCUGGCCCCCUCCCGCAGAUACAAGUUCAACCUCUACGGCAUCUACGGCCGCAAGCGCCUCGGCCCCGUCUCCACCGACACCGUCACAGCCAUGGCGCCGCAGGAGGAGGCAGUUGGGAUGCAGCUCCGCCUGGGGGAGCUCUCAGCGGCCAACGCAGCCCACAACUCCAUCGACCUCUCCUGGACCGUGGAAGAGGGGACAUUUGACUCCUUCAUCCUCCAGUACCGGGACGCAGAGGGCAACCCCCGGGCGCUGCCCGUGGACGGUGCCCUGCGCUCCCUCCACCUCCAUGAUCUGGGCCCCUCCCGCAGAUACAAGUUCAACCUCUACGGCAUCUCUGGCCGCAAGCGCCUCGGCCCUGUCUCCACUGACGCCGUCACAGCCGCAGCACCGACGGAGGCAAUACCCACCGCCCAGCCCAGCCUGGGGGAGUUCUCAGCCUCCAACGUCACCCACGACUCCGUCCUGCUCUCCUGGACUGUCCAGGCUGGGGACUUCGAUUCCUUCCUCCUCCAGUACAAGAACAUGGAGGGCAGACCCCAGGCACUGCCCGUGGACGGGGGAUCCCGCACGGUCACCAUCAACAGCCUGGCCCCCUCCCGCAGAUACAAGUUCAACCUCUACGGCAUCUCUGGCCGCAAGCACCUCGGCCCCGUCUCCACCGACGCCGUCACAGCCCCGUGGAAAGAGGAACCUGCCCCCCAGCCCAGCCUGGGGGAGCUCUCGGCCUCUGACGUCACCCACGACUCCAUCCAGCUCUCCUGGACCGUCCAGGCCGGGGACUUUGACUCCUUCCUCCUGCAGUACAAGGACACGGAGGGCAAACCCCAGGCGCUUCCCGUGGAUGGGGGAUCCCGCAGGGUCACCGUUACCAACCUGGCCCCCUCCCGCAGAUACAAGUUCAACCUCUACGGCAUCUACGGCCGCAAGCGCCUCGGGCCCAUCUCCACCGACAGCGUCACAGCCGCAGCACCCACAGAAGAGGUACCCACCCCCCAGCCAAGCCUGGGGGAGCUCUCGGCCUCCGACAUCACCCACGACUCCAUCCGGCUCUCCUGGACCAUCCAGGCUGGGGUCUUUGACUCCUUCCUCCUGCAGUACAAGGACACGGAGGGCAAACCCCAGGCUCUGCCUGUGGAUGGAGGAUCCCGCAUGGUCACCGUCACCAGCCUGGCCCCCUCCCGCAGAUACAAGUUCAACCUCUACGGCAUCUACGGCCGCAAGCGCCUCGGGCCCAUCUCCACCGACAGCGUCACAGCACCCACAGAAGAGGUACCCACCCCCCAGCCAAGCCUGGGGGAGCUCUCAGCCUCCGACAUCACCCACGACUCCAUCCGGCUCUCCUGGACCGUCCUGGCCGGAGACUUUGACUCCUUCCUCCUGCAGUACAAGAACGCAGAGGGCAAACCCCAGGCCCUGCCCGUGGAUGGGGGAUCCCGCACGGUCACCGUCACCAACCUGGCCCCCUCCCGCAGAUACAAGUUCAACCUCUACGGCAUCUCCGACCGCAAGCGCCUCGGGCCCAUCUCCAUCGACAGCGUCACAGCCCCGUGGAAAGAGGAACCUGCCCCCCAGCCCAGCCUGGGGGAGCUCUCGGCCUCCGACGUCACCCAUGACUCCAUCCGGCUCUCCUGGACCAUCCAAGGCGGAGACUUCGACUCCUUUAUCCUCCAGUAUAAGGACAUGGAGGGCAAACUCCAGGCACUGCCCAUGGACGGAGGAUCUCGUACAGUCACCGUAACAAACCUGGCCCCUUCCCGCAGAUACAAGUUCAACCUCUACGGCAUCUACGGCCGCAAGCGCCUCGGGCCCGUCUCCACCGACACCGUAACAGCUGCAGCACCCACAGAAGAGGUGCCCACCCCCCAGCCCAGCCUGGGGGAGCUCUCGGCCUCCAACGUCACCCACGACUCCAUCCGGCUCUCCUGGACCAUCCAGACUGGGGACUUUGACUCCUUCCUCCUACAGUACAAGGACACGGAGGGCAAACCCCAAGCGCUGCCCGUGGAUGGAGGAUCCCGCACGGUCACCGUCACCAACCUGGCCCCCUCCCGCAGAUACAAGUUCAACCUCUACGGCAUCUCCGGCCGCAAGCGCCUCGGCCCCAUCUCCACCGACGGCGUCACAGCACCCACAGAAGAGGUACCAACCUCCCAGCCCAGCCUGGGGGAGCUCUCGGCCUCCAACGUCACCCACGACUCCAUCCGGCUCUCCUGGACCGUCCAGGCUGGGGACUUCGACUCCUUCCUCCUCCAGUACAAGGACACGGAGGGCAAACGCCAGGCUCUGCCCAUGGAUGGGGGAUCCCGCACGGUCACCGUCACCAAUCUGGCCCCCUCCCACAGAUACAAGUUCAACCUCUACGGCAUCUACGGCCGCAAGCGCCUUGGCCCCGUCUCCACCGACGGCGUCACAGCCGCAGCACCCACAGAAGAGGUACCCACCCCCCAGCCAAGCCUGGGGGAGCUCUCAGCCUCCGACAUCACCCACGACUCCAUCCGGCUCUCCUGGACCGUCCUGGCCGGAGACUUUGACUCCUUCCUCCUGCAGUACAAGGACGCUGAGGGCAAACCCCAAGCGCUGCCCAUGGAUGGAGGAUCCCGCACGGUCACCGUCACCAACCUGUCCCCCUCCCACAGAUACAAGUUCAACCUCUACGGCAUCUACGGCCGCAAGCGCCUCGGGCCCGUCUCCACUGACGGCGUCACAGAUGCAGCACCCACAGAAGAGGUACCAACCGUCCAGCCCAGCCUGGGGGAGCUCUUGGCCUCCAACGUCACCCACGAUUCCAUCCAGCUCUCCUGGACCGUCCAGGCUGGGGACUUCGACUCCUUCCUCCUGCAGUACAAGGACUCUGAUGGCAAACCCCAAGCGCUACCCGUGGAUGGAGGAUCCCGCACAGUCACCGUCACCAGCCUGGCCCCCUCCCGGAGAUACAAGUUCAACCUCUACGGCAUCUUCGGCCGCAAGCGCCUCGGGCCCGUCUCCACCGACAGCAUCACAGCCCCGUGGAAAGAGGAACCUGCCCCCCAGCCCAGCCUGGGGGAGCUCUCGGCCUCCAACGUCACCAACGACUCCAUCCGGCUCUCCUGGACCGUCCAGGCCGGGGACUUUGACUCCUUCCUCCUGCAGUACAAGGACACGGAGGGCAAACCCCAAGCACUGCCUGUGGAUGGAGGAUCCCGCACGGUCACCGUCACCAACCUGGCCCCCUCCCGCAGAUACAAGUUCAACCUCUAUGGCAUCUACGACCGCAAGCGCCUCGGGCCCAUCUCCACCGACAGCGUCACAGCCGCGGCACCGAAGGUUGAGGUACCCACCCCCCAGCCGAGCCUGGGGGAGCUCUCGGCCUCUGAUGUCACCCACGACUCCAUCCGGGUCUCCUGGACCGUCCAGACUGGGGAGUUUGACUCCUUUAUCCUCCAAUACAAGGACACGGAGGGCAAACCUCAGGUGCUGCCCGUGGACGGGGGAUCCCGCACGGUCACCGUCACCAACCUGGCCCCCUCCCGCAGAUACAAGUUCAACCUCUAUGGCAUCUCCGGCCGCAAGCGCCUCGGCCCCAUCUCCACCGACAGCGUUACAGAUGCAGCACCCACAGAACAGGUGCCCACCGUCCAGCCCAGCCUGGGAGAGCUCUCGGCCUCCAACGUCACCCACGACUCCAUCCAGCUCUCCUGGACCGUCCAGGCUGGGGACUUCGACUCCUUCCUCCUGCAGUACAAGGACGCGGAGGGCAAACCCCAAGCACUGCCCGUGGAUGGAGGAUCCCGCAGGGUCACCGUUACCAACCUGGCCCCCUCCCGCAGAUACAAGUUCAACCUCUACGGCAUCUACGGCCGCAAGCGCCUCGGGCCCGUCUCCACCGACAGCGUCACAGCAGCACCACCAGGAAAGGAGGAACCUGCCCCCCAGACCGGCCUGGGGGAGCUCUCGGCCUCCGACGUCACCCACAACUCCAUCCAGCUCUCCUGGACCGUCCAGGCCGGGGACUUCGACUCCUUCCUCCUGCAGUACAAGGACGUGGAGGGCAAACCCCAGGCGCUUCCCGUGGACGGGGGAUCCCGCACGGUCACCGUCACCAACCUGGCCCCCUCCCGCAGAUACAAGUUCAACCUCUACGGCAUCUCCGGCCGCAAGCGCCUCGGCCCCGUCUCCACCGACACCGUCACAGCUGUGGCACCAUGGGACAAGGGAGCAGGGACGCAGCUACGCCUGGGGGAGCUCUCAGCCUCCAAUGUCACCCACGACUCCACCCUACUCUCCUGGACCGUGGAGGAGGGGACCUUCGACUCCUUCCUCCUGCAGUACAAGGACGCGGAAGGCAAACCCCAGGCGCUGCCUGUGGACGGGGGAUCCCGCACGGUCACCGUCACCAACCUGGCCCCCUCCCGCAGAUACAAGUUCAACCUCUACGGCAUCUCCGGCCGCAAGCGCGUCGGGCCCAUCUCCACCGACGCCGUCACAGCCGUGGGGCCGCCAGAGGGGGAACCCACCGCCCAGCCCAGCCUGGGGGAGCUCUCGGCCUCCAGCGUCACCCACGACUCCGUCCGGCUCUCCUGGACCGUCCAGGCCGGGGACUUCGACUCCUUCCUCCUGCAGUACAAGGACGCGGAGGGCAAACCCCAGGUGCUGCCCGUGGACGGGGGAUCCCGCACGGUCACUGUCACCAGCCUGGCCCCCUCCCGCAGAUACAAGUUCAACCUCUACGGCAUCUCCGGCCGCAAGCGCCUCGGGCCCGUCUCCACCGACACCGUCACAGCACCGCGGGAGGAGGGAGCCGGGAUGCAGCUCCGCCUGGGGCCGCUCUCGGCCUCUGAUGUCACCCACGACUCCCUCCAUCUAUCCUGGACCGUGGAGGAAGGGACCUUCGACUCCUUCAUCCUCCAGUACCGGGACGCGGACAGCAAACCCCAGGUGCUGCCCGUGGACGGGGGAUCCCGCACGGUCACUGUCACCAACCUGGCCCCCUCCCGCAGAUACAAGUUCAACCUCUACGGCAUCUACGGCCGCAAGCGCCUUGGACCCGUCUCUACCGACGCUGUCACAGGCCGGCUGGACAAGGACGAGGAGGAGGAGGAAGGGGCCACGCAGCCCAAGCUGGGGGAGCUCUCGACCUCCGAGGUCACCAAAGACUCCGUCCGCCUCUCCUGGACCGUCCAGGCUGGGGCCUUCGACUCCUUCCUCCUGCAGUACCGGGACGCGGACGGCAAACCCCAGGCCCUGCCCGUGGACGGGGGAUCCCGCACGCUCGUCGUCUCCGACCUGCUCCCCUCCCGCAGAUACAAGUUCAACCUCUACGGCGUCUCCGGCCGCAAGCGCCUCGGCCCCAUCUCCACCGACGCCGUCACAGCCUUCCUGGAAGCCUCCAGCGUGACGCCCGCCCGGCUGGAGCAGCUGCUGGUCUCCGAGGUGACCCCGACCUCCCUGCGGCUGCGCUGGGACGCGCCCGAGGGCGACUUCGACACCUUCCUCAUCCGGUACCGGGCCGAGGGCCGGGGUCCCGCCCAGGAGGUGCCGGUGCCGGGGGCCCAGCGCUCGGCCGUGCUGCGGGGGCUGCGGCCCGGCACCGAAUACGGCCUGGCCGUGUACGGCCUGCGGCAGGGCGAGGAGACGGCCAAUGUCCAUGGGGCCGCACGGACCAGCAGCCUUGAGCUGGAGAGCCCCCGGGACCUGCGCUUCAGCGACGUCCGAGAGACCUCGGUGGGGGUGACCUGGGGGGCCCCGUCCACCCACGUCGACCACUACAAGGUGUCCUUCCAGCUGCGCCACGGGGGGGAGCCGCAGAGCACGAUGGUCGAGGGCACCAGGCUGCAGACGACGCUCGAGGGGCUGAUCCCCGGGGCCAGCUACGAGGUCAGCGUCAUGGCCGUGCGGGGCUUCGAGGAGAGCGAGCCGCUGGUGGGCUACGUCACCACGGUCCCUGACGGCCCCUCGGACCUGCGCGCCGUCAACGUCGCCGACACCUCGGCCCUGCUGCGCUGGCGCCCGCCCCAGGCCCCCGUCCAGAGCUACGAGCUGAGCUACGGGCCCCCCCAGGGCCCCUCGGUGACACUGCAGCUCCCCGGGGACCGGGCCGAGCACCCCCUGGCUGGGCUGCGGCUGGACACCGAGUAUCUGGUCACCGUCCAUGGGGUGACGGGGGGCAACCGCAGCUCCCCAGCCAGCGCCACCUUCACCACCGGACUGGAUGCCCCCCGGGACCUGCGAGCCACCGAGCUGACCCCCCGCAGCGCCCGGCUCUCCUGGACCCCCCCCCACAUCCCCCCCGCUGGCUACGUGCUGAGCUACGAGACGCCCCCCGGCCAAAUGCAGGAGAUCCCCCUGGGCCCUGACGCCGCCUCCCACCAGCUGAGCAACCUGACCCCCUCCAGCCGCUACCAGGUCCGGGUGCAGGCGAUCCGGGGGGGCCGCCCCAGCACCCCCAUCGCCACCUCCUUCAACACCGUCUGGCUGAGCUACCCCUUCCCCCGGGACUGCGUGGAGGAGCAGCUGAACGGGCCGGGCCCCUCCCGCGAGGUGACCAUCUACCUGGGGGGCGACAGGCAGCGCCCCCUGCAGGUGUACUGUGACAUGGAGACCGACGGGGGCGGCUGGCUGGUGUUCCAGCGUCGCAUGAACGGCGAGACGGAUUUCUGGCGCGACUGGGAGGACUAUGCCCAGGGCUUCGGGAACCGGUCCCAGGAGUUCUGGCUGGGUAACGACGCCCUGCACGAGCUGACGGCGGGGGGGGAGCAGGAGCUGCGGGUGGAUCUCCGGGCCGGGGCCGAGGCCGUGUUCGCCCAGUACCAGCGGUUCCAAGUGGACCCCCCCAGCGAGCAUUAUCGCCUGCACCUCGGCAGCUACCGCGGCACGGCUGGCGACGCGCUGAGCUACCACUCGGGCAGCGUCUUCUCGACCCGGGACCGGGACCCGAACCGGCUGCUGAUCCCCUGCGCGGUGUCCUACCGCGGGGCCUGGUGGUACCGCAACUGCCACUAUGCCAACCUCAACGGGCUCUACGGCAGCCGCCGGGACCACCAGGGCGUGAACUGGUUUAACUGGAAAGGCUUCGAGUUCUCCAUCCCCUUCACCGAGAUGAAGCUGCGGCCGCGGCGAGGCUGAGGGGGCCGGACGGACAGAGGGACGCGAGGGACAGCGCAGCACUGCCGGGCACCACGAGGAGACCCCCCCAGAGACCCCCCUUCCCCACAGAGCCCCACAAUGCUUAACUCCCUCCAUACCCCCCCGCUCACCUAGCCCCCCCCCCCGCGGGGUCCCUGCUGCCCACAGUACAGCAGGCCCAGGCUGAAGGGAGCAACCCAGCCAGCUGGGGGGCAGAUGGAACCCAGGAAUCCUGACCCCCAGCUCCUCUGGGGCUCCCCUGUCCCCUCCCCGAGCAGGGGGCCUGUGGGGAGGCAGGGGAGCAAGCGAUGACCCCACUCCCGGUGGAGCAACGGAGACGGAUGGACCCAAAGCACCUUUAUUCUGACUGAAACAGCCUGGAUGGGCAAGGACCUUGUGGGGCAGAGUUAAGGGGGCUAGCCGGGAAAUCUGGGGAGGGCAGAGUUAAGGGGGUUUGCCAGGGGCUGUACAGAGUCUAUU